UGCAAAGUGUGCACUGAGCUGUGGCAGAAUGGGUCAACGCUGUGCCUGAAAUGCAUGGAGGAGCCUGUGUACACAGGUUUUGGGUUUGUGAUUGUGAAAAAAUUGUCACUUUUAUUAUUGUGUGAUUGCUCCUUUUUAUGCAAUUUGUAAGUUAUUUUUAUUUUUAUUGUCAUACGUACCAUCAUGUGUUUUUCUUUUAAUAAAUGUUUUUUGUAUUCAGGAAAAAACUAAAAGGCUGUUCUUUGGAACUGUGUAUUUCAUGGCUAACAAUGCUGGACAGCUAACACACUCACACACUCACAGGACUCGUACCACCAUCAGCCUCUCUCCCAGUGCUCUACCCCACUAAGGUGUUGUUUUACUUCGAGCAUGUCUCUACCAGACCACAGCAGUCGCAGGACAACAUUCCUAUGAAUGAUGUCAUGGUUUUGUUCAUUUACAGUAUGUGCAGUAUGUAGUUGCCACAUCUUGACCGACUUGUGGCAGUAAUAUUCGUAUAGGCCAAUGGACCUCAACCAAAUGACUUUAAUUAAUUACUCUGGGGAUUGUAGAACACAAUAGAAUAACAUUUGGCGCAUCCACAGAGAGUCAGAAAUUAUUCUGUACUCUGACAAACAUACGUCUGGGCCACACUUCUUCUAUUGACCCCUGUGGUCUGAGCCAGUGACAGUCUACUGUACAUUUCCACCUGUUCACCCACCUGGACAUCUGUGUCUCCCAUCUUAAUGGAAUGGAUACCAUGAAGAUAAAUGUAUAGUAUAAUGUGUAGAACUAUGUGCAUGAACAAGGACUGCCAGUUUUAGAACUGAAGGAGCUGUUAAUGUGUCUAAAAACGCUGGUAAAACAGCACAUGGUUGUUUGGGUCAUUUUCCCAGCUUUUACUCUCUUUACUCUGGUGGGGAAAUCAAACUGUACGUACACAGACCUGAGUUGAAAAUGGAGAAGGAAUCACUGAUGAUUUAUCAGUAAACACAACGGAAAUGCGCAAUAACAUACACAACCCCUAAGGACAAUCACCGGUUCAGACUCAGCGAUUAUGUGAUUAUGUUUGUGACCUGCUGCUGGAAGAAUCAAAUGUUCAGCCAGUCUCUACUCCAGUUACUGUCUGUGGAGAUAUUCAUGGUCAGUUUUAUGAUCUCUGCGAGCUCUUUAGAACUGGAGGCCAAGUUCCAGACACAAAUUACAUUUUCAUGGGUGACUUUGUGGAUAGAGGAUAUUAUAGUUUGGAGACGUUUACACACCUUCUAGUCUUAAAGGCAAAGUGGCCAGAUCGGAUUACACUUCUACGAGGAAAUCAUGAAAGCAGACAGAUAACUCAAGUGUAUGGCUUUUAUGAUGAGUGCCAAACUAAAUAUGGGAAUGCAAAUGCCUGGCGGUAUUGCACAAAAGUGUUUGACAUGCUGACUGUGGCAGCUCUGAUAGAUGAGCAGGUGCUUUGUGUUCAUGGUGGCCUUUCACCCGACAUAAAGACUUUGGAUCAGAUCCGCACCAUUGAACGCAACCAAGAGAUUCCCCACAAGGGAGCGUUCUGUGAUCUUGUGUGGUCAGACCCCGAGGACGUGGACACCUGGGCCAUCAGUCCACGGGGGGCUGGCUGGCUGUUUGGCUCCAAGGUUACUAACGAGUUUGUUCACAUUAACAACCUGAAGCUCAUCUGUCGUGCACAUCAGCUGGUCCACGAAGGUUACAAGUUCAUGUUCGACGAGAAGCUGGUGACUGUGUGGUCGGCGCCAAACUACUGCUACCGGUGUGGAAACAUCGCGUCUAUCAUGGUCUUCAAGGAUGUCAACAGGCGGGAGCCCAAGCUGUUUCGUGCCGUCCCUGACUCUGAGCGCGUCAUACCUCCCCGAACAACCACACCCUACUUCCUUUAGGGCUGCCUCACUGCUCUCUUGGCCUUUGGAUCUCUGCUCUGAUUUAUAUGCAACACCUUUUAGGAAUUCAACGUCUCUUACAGAUUUGCAGCAUUCACUUUGGGCCAGCCUUACUUAUUUUUAUCAUGAAGUUAAAAACUCAUCUCUUCCCAACAAGAACAUUAUACUGUUUCGUUUCACUCUUUCAUUUUAAGAAAAUUGCAAAAACUUAAAUUUUGAUUUUGUAUAUUUGGUGCGUGGAUAGUGCCAAUAUACUGUUAAAGCGAUGCCUUUCUCUAGGUUUGAUGGUAGAUGUUUAAUAUCAUGCUUCAUUUUGUUUAAGUUUCUUUUUGCUGAAAACCGUUGAUAUUCACGUCACGUCAGAUGUUACUGUGCUAAGUCAACAACUCAAUAGCUGAUCUAAUUUGUAAUUGUAAUUUAUUUAUUUUACAGUAUCCUACAUGACGUUUGUGUUAUGACAAACAUCCACAGGUCUGAAUAAAACAUGAAACUACCAUUUCCUCA
Betta splendens (Siamese fighting fish) is the source of this 2378-nucleotide messenger RNA. Its product is annotated as serine/threonine-protein phosphatase 6 catalytic subunit-like. Gene Ontology annotation, molecular function: protein serine/threonine phosphatase activity. The record is from RefSeq and is a predicted model, not a curated record. The transcript is spliced from 7 exons. Bases 1191 to 1874 code for a protein of 227 amino acids. Lineage: Eukaryota; Metazoa; Chordata; Actinopteri; Anabantiformes; Osphronemidae. Gene Ontology annotation, biological process: peptidyl-serine dephosphorylation; G1/S transition of mitotic cell cycle. Gene Ontology annotation, cellular component: cytoplasm.